Messenger RNA from Pecten maximus, 1005 nucleotides. RefSeq lists its product as uncharacterized. Bases 1 to 1005 code for a protein of 334 amino acids. The transcript has a single exon. The record is from RefSeq and is a predicted model, not a curated record. Gene Ontology annotation, molecular function: aspartic-type endopeptidase activity. Gene Ontology annotation, biological process: proteolysis. Lineage: Eukaryota; Metazoa; Mollusca; Bivalvia; Pectinida; Pectinidae.
AUGGCAACUGGAUUAUCAACAUUGCCGCAAUUUUCUGUACACGAAAAUGCUGUCGACAUCAGAUGGAAAAAAUGGGUGAAGAGGUUGGAUAACCUAUUGGUUGGUAUGAACAUCAAAGAUAAAGACAGGAAACGUGCAUUUAUCUUACAUUUUGCUGGAGAUGAAGUCAAUGACAUUUUCGAUACUCUACCCGACACAGGCAACGAUUAUAAAACUGCUGUUGAAAGAUUAACAGAGUACUUUGUGCCGAAGAAAAACACAGAAUUUGAAGUUUUCAAAUUUCGCCAAACACGACAAAUGUCCAGUGAGAAUAUUGACAGUUUCCACACCAGACUGAGACAACUAGGACAAAACUGUGAAUUUGUUGAUUGUGACAAGGAGAUCAAAUCACAAAUAAUUCAGGGAUGCAGUUCAACCAAAUUUCGGAGAAGAGCGCUACAGGAGGACAUGGAUCUUCAUAGGUUAAUAGCGAUGGCCCGAAGUAUGGAGAUUUCACACCUACAAGCUCAGGAAAUUGAAAAAACUGAUCGUGCUUACCCACAGAGAGAAGACACGAACGCUGUAAAAAGAAAAUCAAAUGGCGGUUGGAGUAAACAGAACCGAACACACUCAAACAAGCCAUCACGGGUAUGUCGAAACUGUGGAGGAAAUAUUCCUCACAAUGAUAAGCCAUGUCCAGCAAAAGGGAAAGUAUGUCACUCUUGUAAAAAGUACAAUCAUUUUUCGAAAGUAUGCAAAUGCAAAUCGAAAAAACUUGUCAAACAAGUAGAAGACAAAUCAAGUCAACCAUGCAAUGAAAGUUCAUCAGACGAGUAUCUUUAUGGUAUACAGACAAUCAACCAGGUUAAAUCAAAACAACCUAAUAGUGCGGUAACUGUUGAUGGAUUGACUCUUAACAUCCUUGUAGACACAGGAUCAAGCAUCAAUGUCAUGGAGGAAACAUGCUACAACAAAAUCAGAAAUAAGAAAAAGCUACAGAAAGCAUCAACAAAACUGUUUGCGUAG